AGUUUACACAUUCAGAAUAUACUUCGAAAUAUUCUGAAGAUUAGUAUAUAUAUGAGAACGAUACAUGAAGGUUCUGUUUUCACACUUCAUUUUCCGGAGGCGCCAAGGGUCUGUUCCGCAUUCUUUCACCCCAAUUGUCUUGGGUUGCGCACACCAGGGACACCACUAUGGAUCGUAAGGCGGCCGAUAACAACAAAACUAUGGAUGCUGAGAUGAAAGUUAACAUGGUCAGAUUGAUGUCUUCAGACGGAGAAAUCUUUGAAUUGGAGGAGGAAGCAGCUUCUCAAUCUCAAGCGAUCAAAUCUUUGAUCGAAACUCUAGGCACGGAUGAACCGAUCCAGCUGCCUUAUGUGAGCAGGAAGAUUCUCGCGACAAUGGUACGAAUUUGCAAGAGCAAACUGGAGUCACAGAAUCUUCUCAAGCGCAGCAAUCAGAAAAGUUAACCGUGAAGGUUGUUUACAGGGUGGAGUAAAAGUGGAUAUCACUUUGAUACGUGGACUGUUGCAAUUCGGAGCUGAUCACCAAGAUUGUUUCAUUCUUUUAUUUAGACGGUGAUACACUGUGAAAGACGUAUAUAUUUGUAUAUUUCGAUAUUACACGUUUCAGGCUGUAAUCCUGAAACCAUAUCCACGGAAGAUGAAGAUGUGCUCUUCCUUCUGGCUCAUAUAUAUUUGAUGUAAUCGAAACCUUUAC
Marchantia polymorpha subsp. ruderalis is the source of this 693-nucleotide messenger RNA. The record is from the annotation of a GenBank genome assembly. NCBI's taxonomy places the organism in Eukaryota, Viridiplantae, Streptophyta, Marchantiopsida, Marchantiales, Marchantiaceae.